Molecule: messenger RNA, 1751 nt
Organism: Cynocephalus volans (Philippine flying lemur)
Lineage: Eukaryota; Metazoa; Chordata; Mammalia; Dermoptera; Cynocephalidae
Gene: MCTS2
Product: MCTS family member 2
Exons: 1
Coding region: 319-864 (181 amino acids)
Biological process (GO): formation of translation preinitiation complex
Molecular function (GO): RNA binding
Source: RefSeq, a predicted model, not a curated record
UGAGGACACACCCCGCUACUCUUCCCGUCCUGCAGCUAGAAUUGCUGUAUGGCUCCUUCCUCCUUAAGUCCCGCCCCUUCCGCUACCCCCUCUGGAGAAGAACCGGUAGUCGGAGGAGAGCAGGCGAGCUUCCACGCGGCAUCGGAGGAGGAGCGGAAGUAGUCCGAUUUCACGAAGCCGUAAGGCGCACUGGCUGUCUCGCCUUCCGGUUCACGACAACGGCUUCAACCGUCCGAUCCGGACUAGCUCGAGCGCCGGGAUCUGCCGGACACUUGGUGGUUCAACUUCUUUCUGAUUCCGGCCCUUUCACCCGGGAUCAUGUUCAAGAAGUUUGAUGAAAAGGAGGAUGUGUCCAGUUUCAUCCAGCUGAAAACCUCGGUUAUUAAGGGGAUUAAGAACCAACUGAUAGAGCAGUUUUCAGGUAUUGAACCAUGGCUUAACCAAAUUAUGCCUAAGAAGGAAUCUGUCAAAAUAGUUCGAUGCCACGAACAUACAGAAAUCAUUACAGUAAAUGGAGAAUUACUUUUUUUUAGACGAAGGAAGGGGCCUUUUUAUCCAACCCUAAGGUUACUUCACAAAUAUCCUUUUAUCCUGCCACACCAGCAGGUGGAUAAAGGAGCCAUCACAUUUGUACUCAGUGGAGCAAAUAUCAUGUGUCCAGGUUUAACUUCUCCUGGAGCUAAGCUUUAUCCUGCAGCAGUAAACACAAUUGUUGCAGUCAUGGCAGAAGGAAAACAGCAUGCGCUGUGUGUUGGAGUCAUGAAGAUGUCUGCAGAAGAUAUCGAGAAAGUCAACAAAGGAAUUGGCAUUGAGAAUAUACAUUAUUUAAAUGAUGGGCUGUGGCACAUGAAGACGUAUAAGUGAGCCUCAGAAGGAAUGAACUUGGCCUAAAUAUGGAUAUUGUGUUGUAUGUGUGUUUGUAUCUGUGUGUGACAGUAUGAAGACAGUGCCAGUGUGGUUAUGCUGAGUAAACCAAACAGAUGCUUUAAAAAAAAAAAAAAUCAGGGUGCUGUUACCACAGAAGAGAAACAGAAACUAGAGGACAAGCAGCAAUCUGCCAUACUCUGGAUCUGAAAGGAGUGGCUGCAUUGUGACCCUGCACAAGCUCCACCAUCUCUCUGGGCUUCCACAUUAGGAAACUUGGGAGCGAUCAAGAAUUGGUCUGACAUUAGGAUUUCUACCCGAGGGCUCCCCUCAAGAGCAGCCUUAGGGACUCGACUCCUCCUGCCUUUUUGCAGGCCUCCAUCAUCACCUUUUUCUUCCCCCUAUGCUAGUGAGGUAGAGCUGCCAGCAACCUUCUUGAUUCCUUUCGUGGCAAAGUAGAAAGAUUCCAGAAUGAACUAGGACCUUACUAAAGACCUAGACUCAGAGGCAGCUGGCAUUGAUUGAGCACCCACUGUGUGCCAGGCACUGUGCUGAGUGCAUUGUAAGGACCAUCUGCUCACAGCAGCUCUGUGAGGGAGGUGCUGUUAUCCCUUUCUUACAGAUGAGGAAACUGAAGCUCAGAGAGGGAACUGCCUCCCCCAAGGUCACCCAGCUACAAGUGGCAGAGCCUAUGUUUCCAACACCAAAGACCACUUCCCACUGACCCUGUUCCAGGGUUGUAUUCUCUCUGGGCCUCCAUUCCCUCUUAUAGGAAAUUGGAAGGGUUAGGGUGGCUCCAGUGAGCUCUCCCCAUCCUGGAACUCCCACCAGUGUGGCGUGGCUGAGGCUGACCCUUCCCCUGCCCCCCAACCUGAGGGCAUCUGACA